AUGGCCGGAGGUUCCAUGAGCAUCCUCAUUAAGGGGGGAGCUACAGCCGCCCUCGUAUACAGAGCCUGGAGCAGGAAAUCAUUAACCUCGGCGGGCAUAUUUGCAGCGUUCCUCACUGCCGUCGUGCAUUCGGCACAUCCUUGGAUAGCACCCUUUGCGCUGCUGUGCGUUUUCUUCCUGACCGGUACAUCUGUGACAAAGGUCAAGCACGAUGUGAAAGCCAAGCUCACGCAAUCCUCAACCGGGGCGUCUGGAGGGGAGGGGCCCAGGAACCAUGUCCAAGUCUUUGCCAACUCGCUGGUCGCCUCGGUCCUAAUAUUACUCCAUACAUGGCAAAUAGUAAAGGAUGGGACCUAUCACGAUGAGCGGUCGUGCUGGCAUCGACCUGGGGAUGUUUUGGUUGUGGGCAUCGUCGCCAACUACGCCGCCGUUGCAGCGGAUACGUUUUCCUCCGAACUGGGUAUCCUGUCGAAGUCCAAACCCCGCCUUAUCACCGCACUAUGGCGAGUCGUACCUCCGGGAACAAAUGGUGGUGUGACCUUGACUGGUCUGGGAGCUGGAAUUCUUGGUGCGGCUUGCAUAGCUGUGACUUCCACAGUAUUACUCCCGUUCUGCAGGGAGUGGUCGCUCUCAGAGAAGGCUACUUACACCCUGGCCAUGACGCUUGCUGGGCUCAGCGGAACGCUUCUUGAUUCGCUCUUGGGAGCUUUGUUCCAAGCCAGCGUCAUCGACAUUCGAACUGGAAAAAUCGUCGAGGGAGAGGGCGGACGUAAAGUCUUGGUGCACGGCUCGCACUUCAACCUCAAGGAGACGGCCAAACUGCGGAGUCAGAUCAUCAGCUACGAAGAAGGCAAGGAUGCCGUAGCGAAGAGCUCAGCGAUCGAUGUAGAUGAUUCGAUCAAAACUGCGAGGAAGUUGCAGCAAGCUGGGGCAUCCGGGACUGAAGUCGCCGACAGGCAGCAUGAGAGUCGUAAGGUUGCAGUGGGCAAGGACAUUCUGGACAACAACGCCGUCAAUCUCCUCAUGGCGGCGCUGGUCAGUGUAGACACCAGUCUGUUCGUUGCUGAACUCACCCAAACCCCGUCCGCCAUCCGCACCCUCGUCCCAAGCAAUCAGCAACCCAUCAUGUCCUCCCUCCGCUUCAUCCCCCCAAAACCACACCCCACGUACCUCACCCCCGAAACCUCCGCCCCGUCCGCGCCCGGCGUGCACGACACCCUCCGCUCCCGCCUCGGCCUCUCCACCACCCCCAUCCCCACUUCCUCCUCCUCCUCCACUAGCAAAACCCCGGCUCCCCAACUGCAACUACAAUCCACGCACCCCCUCGAAGCCCGCCUCGCGCAAUGGCGCACCCAGCAAGACGCCCUCAAGAUGGAGAUGCUGCGCCGCCAAUUCGGCAUCGCGGAGCCCGUGCGCCGGGGCAUGGAACUGAAGAUUGCGCGCGAGGGCGAGUGGAGGCCCCAGGUGCUGGGCGGGCCGAGUAAUGUGCAUAGUGAUAUCUUGGCCGGGAGGGAUGCGGAGAUUGGGUGGGAGGAUGUGUUUGUUGGGAAUGAGAAUCGCGAAGUGCCGGAUUUCCAUACCGAGAUGGAGGCUAGGAAGAGGAUGAACUGGUAG
This is a messenger RNA of Westerdykella ornata, 1614 nucleotides long. Its product is annotated as UMP1-domain-containing protein. The transcript is spliced from 6 exons. Bases 1 to 1614 code for a protein of 537 amino acids. Gene Ontology annotation, biological process: proteasome assembly. The record is from RefSeq and is a predicted model, not a curated record. NCBI's taxonomy places the organism in Eukaryota, Fungi, Ascomycota, Dothideomycetes, Pleosporales, Sporormiaceae. Gene Ontology annotation, cellular component: membrane.